AGGGCGCAGCCGCAGUAGCAUCCCUGAUCUCGACUUCCGCCCGUGUCUUUAAACUUCCCCCGGAGCUCCGUCCGUCCUCUUCUACCAGGCCGAUCCAACAUGGGACGCGUCAGGACCAAGACGGUGAAAAAGGCCGCCAGGGUCAUCAUCGAGAAAUACUACACCCGGCUGGGCAGCGACUUCCACACCAACAAGAGGGUGUGCGAGGAGAUCGCCAUCAUCCCCAGCAAGAAGCUCCGCAACAAGAUCGCCGGGUAUGUGACACAUCUGAUGAAGAGGAUCCAGAGGGGUCCCGUCAGAGGAAUCUCCAUCAAACUGCAGGAGGAGGAGAGAGAGAGGAGGGAUAACUACGUUCCAGAGGUUUCCGCUCUGGACCAGGAGCUGAUUGAAGUUGAUCCCGACACCAAGGAGAUGCUGAAGUUGCUGGACUUCGGCAGUCUGUCCAACCUGCAGGUGACCCAGCCCACCGUCGGCAUGAACUUCAAGCAGCCCCGAGGAGUCUAAAUGUCUGUAAACUGUCUUCUAAUAAAAACCCUGUGGGACAAAAAAAACC
This is a messenger RNA of Labrus bergylta (ballan wrasse), 553 nucleotides long. Its product is annotated as 40S ribosomal protein S17-like. Gene Ontology annotation, biological process: translation. The record is from RefSeq and is a predicted model, not a curated record. NCBI's taxonomy places the organism in Eukaryota, Metazoa, Chordata, Actinopteri, Labriformes, Labridae. Gene Ontology annotation, cellular component: ribosome. Gene Ontology annotation, molecular function: structural constituent of ribosome.